Messenger RNA from Moesziomyces aphidis, 1581 nucleotides. NCBI's taxonomy places the organism in Eukaryota, Fungi, Basidiomycota, Ustilaginomycetes, Ustilaginales, Ustilaginaceae. The record is from the annotation of a GenBank genome assembly.
AUGGCACAGCAAUACUACGGCGGCGGAGGCGGCUACCCGCCCCAGCAGCCCCUGCAGAUGCAGCAGCCCGGCUCGUACGGUCCCGGCGCCUACCAGGGUCAGCCCAACGGCGCACAGAACCAGUACUACAACGGCCAGCAACCGCCUCCGCAGCAGUACUACGGCGGCGACUACAAGCAGCCCCUCAAACCCGAGGGCUUCCAGGGCGAGCGUCUGCAGCCAAAGCCAAAGUGGAACGAUCCCAUCUUCCUCGUGCUCUUUCUGCUCGUCUUUGGCGGCUUCAUCGCCCUCUCCGUCAUCUGCCUGCGCGGCUACUCCUCUUCCGACAUCUCGGCCAACAUCGGCCAGGCCAACGUCGCAGGCCGCACGCUCAACGGUCACACCGCCAUCCUCUUCAUGAUCUGCUGCGCCAUCGGCCUCGUCCUCUCCGCCAUCUACAUCUUCCUCGUGCGCACCUUCCCCAAGUUCAUCCUCGAGGCCACUUUGCUCCUCACCACCCUCAGCAACGUCGCCUUCUGCGUCUACCUUUGGGUGCGCGGAAACACCGCCGCCGCCAUCAUCUUCACCAUCUUUGCCGUAUUCAGCGUCAUCGCCUACUUCUUCAUGCGCAAGCGCAUCCCGCUCGCAAAGGUGCUCCUCGUCACCAUCAUCCGCACAGCAGACGAGUACAAGAGCGUAUACGUCGUCGCUCUCGCCGGCCUCGUCGUAGAGACCGCCUUCAGCGCAUGGACGAGCUGGGUCGUCGUCGCCACCUACCAGCGCUUCGAGCCCUCCGGUCAGGCUUCGGGCUCCAGUUCCAGCAACGCCUCCGUCAUUGGUCUCAUGGUCUUUGUCGUCUUUGCCUACUACUGGAUCUCCGAGGUCAUCAAGAACGUCGCCUUCACCACCGUCGCCGGCAUCUUUGGCACCGCCUACUACAAUGCCACCAAGGUCUCCAACGCUGCCUGGGGCGCCUUCCGCCGCUCCAUGACCUACAGUCUCGGCUCGAUCUGCUUUGGCUCGCUCAUCGUCGCGCUGCUCGACCUCCUCCGAGCCCUGUUCAACCUGCUUCAGAGCCAGGCCGCAUCGGAUGGCGAUCUGGUGGGCACCAUCCUCGCCUGCGUAGCCUCGUGCUGCGUCGCAUGCAUCCAGUACCUCGUCGAAUUCUUCAACCGCUACGCCUACAUCAACAUUGCGCUCUACGGCAACAGCUACAUCCGCGCCGCCAAGGAGACCUGGUCGCUCCUCGCCGAUCGCGGCAUCGACGCCAUCAUCAACGACAGCCUCGUCAACAUCGUCUUUAACUGCGGUGCCUUCAUCAUCGGCCUCCUCACAGCGCUCUUCGCCUUCAUCUACGAGCAGAAGACCAACCCGCAGUACCUCCAGAACGAUUCGGGCUACUACUCGAUCAUCCUCCUCGUUGCCUUUGGCCUCGGCUUCAACAUCGCCCUCAGCGUCGGCGCAGGCAGCAUCGCCUCAGGCGUCAGCACCUACUUUGUCGCGCUCGCCGAGGACCCUUACGUCCUGCAGGGCAAGAACCCGGAGCUCUUUGAGAUGAUCCGCCAGCAGUACCCACGCGUCAUUCAGGGCGUCCACAACUGA